GUUUUCUCACUCAGAUUGAAAUUUCCAAUUCCAAACCCUUACACUCUCUUUUCCUCUCUAGAGCUACCAAUAGUAUCUCCGACGGAAGCGCGUGUGUUUUCCAAACGGCGCGUAGAGAUUCCACCUUCGCGUGAUCGUUGGUUUAUUCAAUUCAUCUCUUGUACGAUCCACAUUGAGAAUUUCAUGCCGGAGAUACGCCGGAGUCUCACCGGCCAGCCGUGAUUUCGUGAUUUUAUGGCAUCGGCUUUAUUAGCCAACCGUAACGAACCAAAUUGGCUGCAACACAGAGGCGGUGGAGCUGAAUUCAUGGGUAAAGCACCUAACCCUAACCCUAAAUUUAGUAACAAAAAGAGAACUCAAUCCCCAUCAGAUGACGCUUCCUCAAUCAAUCGACGAUCCAACGAUAAUCAUUCACAAUACGUUACUUUCAACAUCGAAUCGUACUCAAAGACGGAGCUACAUGACCUCAAAAAUCGACUCGUAUCAGAACUCGACCAAAUUCGUCAGCUUAAGACUCGAAUUGAAUCAGGUGAGUUUAAACCCAGGCUAAACCACAACGGUGGUGGUCCCAAUAAGAAAUCGGGGAGCAAAAAGUUUUCCGGCAACAAACGACCUUUUCCGGCGGAGAAGGAAUUGAAGAAAUCAAAGUCAGAGAUUGGGGAUGCGAUGAAGGCUUGUGGUCAGAUUUUGACGAAGCUGAUGAAAAACAAAAGUGGUUGGAUUUUUAACACUUGGAUCUUUAACACUCCUGUAAAUGCAACGGCUUUGAAUCUUCAUGAUUACUUUGAUAUAAUUAAGCAUCCUAUGGAUCUGGGUACUGUGAAGUCAAAACUUGCUAAGAAUGCUUACUCUACACCGGCGGAAUUUGCUGAUGAUGUAAAGUUAACGUUCAAAAAUGCAUUGACAUACAAUCCCAAGGGCCAUGAUGUUAACACCGCGGCGAUGCAGCUUCUUGAAAAAUUUGAGGAGCUUUAUCGACCAAUACAAGAAAAAUUUGAUGAAAAAAGUUUUGAUGAUGAAUUACAGGCUAGCUCGUGGAACCAUGUUGAACCGGAGAGGGAAAGGGAGAAGGUCAAGAAGAAAGAUAAUCCGAUUCCAAUCCCUCCACCGGUAGCAAAACGCCAAGAGUCACUGCCUGAGCCUGCUAGUACUUCUAACCAGCCAAGCACUUCGAAUCCCCAAUUAGCUCAAUCACCAGUUCGUAUACCCUCCCCAAUGCGAGCACUUCCGGUGAAGCCCUUGAAGCAGCCCAAGCCAAAGGCCAGGGAUCCAAAUAAGAGGGAAAUGAAUGUCGAAGAAAAGCACAAAUUGGGGCUUGGGUUGCAGAUUUUGCCACCAGAGAAGAUGGAACAAGUGGUACAGAUCAUAAGGAAGAGAAAUGGGCAUCUGGAGCAAGAUGGGGAUGAGAUUGAGCUUGAUAUGGAGGCUGUUGACACGGAGACUCUCUGGGAACUCGAUCGAUUGGUUACCAAUUGGAAAAAGAUGGUGAGCAAGAUUAAGCGGCAGGCGCUAAUGGAUAAUAAUAAUGUGCCUUCAAACAAAGGCAAUGGGGAAUUGCCUGAUAGGGAGAAGGUUGAUGCAACCCCUCCUUCUGAGGGGAAGAAGCAGAAGAAGAUAGAUACUGUUGAUGAAGAUGUUGACAUUGGCGAUGAUAUGCCGGCAAACAAUUUCCCACCUGUGGAGAUUGAGAAAGAUAAAGAUAUGGGUGCUACUGGUGGCGGUGCCAGUAGUAGUUCCAGUGGCUCCAGCAGUUCUGGGAGUGAUUCCUCGUCGAGUGAUUCGGAUUCAGGGAGUUCUUCAGGAAGUGACUCUGAAGCGGGCAAUGGUCAUUUGUAGCAGGGUAGGGCUUUUGGUACUAAUGGUCAUCGAGACAAACCGAUGCCGGUUAGCGGAUCAAGAAAUGUUUGUGCUUGAGUGUGUGGGCUAGGUAUGUCAAUUUGAUUGAUUGAUACAUGUACAUUUCUUUUGCUGCAAAGGCUUAAAUGCUUUGCAGAUAACAUAGCUGGCCAAAUUUAUGAUGAUAGUCUUUUAUUUUUUGUAACACGGGUAGUGGAUAUUGAUUGUUGGUUUCACCAUGGGAAUGGCUAAUUGGAUUGGACUAAGGGCACCUGAUCCAUGAUUUGCGUUGUGACUUUGGAGUGUAUAAAGGGUUUGGACAAUGAUCAAAAGCAGUAGUAGGACCAGAAAGUAGCAAGUAAUCUGUGGUAAAAAUUUCUCUAGUAGGAUAGAUGCUUAAGAAAGUUUAGGAAGAUAAUCAAUAGAUGUAGUACUUUUAUGUGAUUACUUUGUACACAUUUACAGUAAGUAGAUAAAUCACUCUUAAAUUUUGGAGAAAGAAUUUUUGUGGAUCUGCAAUUCAUUUGUCGUGAUUGUUAAUUUGAUGAAGUUUACCUUCUC
Molecule: messenger RNA, 2397 nt
Organism: Medicago truncatula (barrel medic)
Lineage: Eukaryota; Viridiplantae; Streptophyta; Magnoliopsida; Fabales; Fabaceae
Product: transcription factor GTE7
Exons: 3
Coding region: 235-1836 (533 amino acids)
Molecular function (GO): protein binding
Source: RefSeq, a predicted model, not a curated record